AUGGAACAACAAACCAUAGUCAUGUUUCCAUCAGCAGGCAUAGGCCACAUUGUAGGCAUGGUGGAACUUGCCAAGCUCCUCCAAACGCACAGCUUCUCCAUCACCAUCCUCCUCACCACCGGUCUCCUCGACCACCCAACCAUUGACACCUACGUCCGCCGCAUCUCCGCCGCCCACCCCUCCAUCUCCUUCCUCCGCCUCCCCCGCACCGCCCCCGCCACCUUUUCAACCCCCGUCAGCUUCAGCGCCAAAGGCUUCAGCUUCAACAAAAGAAACGCCCCCCACGUAGCCACCACCCUCGCCCAAAUCUCCAAAACCGCCACCGUCAAAGUCUUCGUGAUCGACCUCUUCUGCGCCUCCACCAUGGAAUCAGCCUCUUCAAUGGGAAUCCCAGUGUACUUCUUCUUCCCUUCCGGCGCCGCCGUUCUCUCACUAUUCUCCUACUUUCCCAAACUCCACGAGGAGACGAGCGCGUCCUUUAAGGAGAUGGUCGGGGUGGAGCUGCGCGUGCCGGGAAACGUGCCCCUGAAGGCGGUGGACGUGCCGGAGCCCUUGCUGGACAGGGAAGACCCUGCGUACUGGGACAUGCUGGACUUCUGCACGCACCUUCAGGAAGCGCGUGGGAUAAUAGUGAACUCGUUUGAAGAUCUUGAGCCUGUGAUAGUCAACGCCAUCGCGCAGGGCGCGUGCUUCCCAGAUUCGAAACGUGCGCCUGGUGUUUACUUUAUCGGUCCACUCAUCGCGGAGCCGCAACAUUCAGGUUUGCUUAAUCCUCCUUCAUUCGAUAAUUUUGAGGUUCAUUUUUUACUUUCAUCGUUCUAA
Sphenostylis stenocarpa is the source of this 822-nucleotide messenger RNA. The record is from the annotation of a GenBank genome assembly. NCBI's taxonomy places the organism in Eukaryota, Viridiplantae, Streptophyta, Magnoliopsida, Fabales, Fabaceae.